UAAAAAUAAAAAUAAAAUAAUUAAGCGCGCGAUCACACAUGAUUUCAAAAGAAAUUAUAGAUAAAAAUGCUUAACCAUAUCCCCACAAACACAAAAGAUCAACAGCAACAGCUACAGCAACAGCAACACGAACAAAUUGUAUGCUGCUCACAUAAUCAACAGCAACUGCAGAUACAGCAACAACAGCAACAGCAGCAACAUUUUCCAACAACAAAGCAAUUGCCGCAUGGAAAAGUUUUCGGACAACGCCAACACCGCAAAGAUAGAAAUAAUUGCAGUUGCAGUUAUCAGCAACAGCAACAAAAACACAUUCGCCAUAGUUCAACAACAUUUGGCGUGAGCCACACAUACGGCAAUUGCGGCAAUUACAAAAACAACAUGCAACAAAUUUCCCAAACGCAUCUGUGCAAUUCCAAAACUAAUGUUGGAGAAAUUUUGAAAAAUCCGCAAAAACCUUUUGUAUCUGCGAAAUUAAAUCAACGGCAACGGCAACGGCAACGGCAAUUCGCACUUGACGAGGCUGCUUUAGGCCAAAUUCAAGUUAAGCUGUUACCGUUUCAGACGUUCGGAAUGCUCAAGUAUCUUUUGGUGUUUUUAGCGCUGUUGACAGUCGCCAGUUGUCAAG
Molecule: messenger RNA, 625 nt
Organism: Teleopsis dalmanni
Lineage: Eukaryota; Metazoa; Arthropoda; Insecta; Diptera; Diopsidae
Source: RefSeq, a predicted model, not a curated record